AUGCCCACUGAAGAAUAUGGGCCAAUCGUUGUAAGUGAUGCAUUUUAUUUAGAGGCCCCGAAUUUUAAGACUAAACAUGACACUUGCAUCUAUCAACUAGUGAAAAUCUUUCCAGUCCCUCCCAACUUCCAUUACCCAGACGAUAUUGAUUACCUGGAUAUGGAUCCGGAUUCGUUACUCGCAGAACAUGCAAUUAUUACAGCAAAUGCAACUUGUGGUGAACGAAAACGGGAAUAUUUUUGCCGUUUAGUUGAACACGCUGGGUAUGACUUUGCAGCUCUGUUGAGGAUAAAACGUCAAACAUUUUCGCAUCCUCAAGAUGCUAGGACUUUUAAAGAUGUUGACGGCACUGUGAUAGAAUGCAAUUACUGUGAUGCAAGGGAUCCUAGUCUACGACAUCCUAUCGAGUAUGCGGUUUCCGGUGACAAUAAUUUGUGGUGGCAGAGUCCGUCUCUUGCUGAAGGCCUUCAAUAUCAUGCUGUGACAAUCGAUGUCGAUUUGAAACAGGUAUAUCAAAUUGUCUUCAUUCUACUUCGAAUGGGAGACUCCCCACGCCCAGCUAACUGGAUUCUAGAAAAAUCUAUAGACGGAAAAGAUUUUCAACCAUGGGUCUUCUUUGCAGAGAAUGCUCAACAGUGUAUGUCUAUGUUUCAACCGACGGUAAAUGGAACGCUUCGCAUUACAAGUGAUUCACGACCCCACAAACUUGGAAAUGCAGAGGUUUACUGCACGACAUACUUCAGCCAGCCUCAAAAUCUCCAGGCCGGUGAAAUAAUUAUUCCAUUGACUGUUGAUAGGGAAGGUGCAUCAUCCUCAUACCUUGAGGCCAGUAAACCCAUCGAUCCGGAACUGAUCGAGUUUCUCUCGGCACGAUUCGUCCGUCUUCGUUUCCAGAAAUUGCAGACCCUUUCAGGUGACUGGAUGACACUCCGUGAUCAAUUAGACCCGACUGUAUACAACCGGUAUUACUACUCCAUUAGAAACAUCAAAAUCGGUGGGAAGUGCAUUUGCAAUAGUCAUGCCAACACUUGUGGUCGUCAAAUGGUCAAUGGAGUCCCAAGAGCGGUUUGCGAUUGUCAGCAUAAUACCUGUGGUCAUACUUGUGAGAAAUGCUGUCCAUUAUUCAAUCAACAGCCCUGGCGCCCUGGUGGAAUGUGUGAAGAAUGCAAUUGUCAUGGAAAGGCUGAUUCUUGUGUCUACAAUCAGACGGUGGCAAAUCUUCAACUUAGUCUCAAUCGAUACAACGUCCGAGAAGGUGGUGGUGUCUGUCUUCAAUGUCGCGAAAAAACAAUGGGUAUAAAUUGUGAAGAUUGUAUUCCUGGCUACUAUCGUCCAUUGAAUGUUGGUCCUGAUGCCAGGAACCCCUGUGUCCCAUGUCAAUGCAAUAUUCACGGCUCAACGGGCGUCUGUAUUUCCAAUGAUGCCUUGAUGCCAGAAAAACAACCCGGAGAUUGUGUCUGCCGGGAGGGCUUCGCUGGUAGGCUUUGUGAUAGGUGUGCAGAGGGGUACUAUCAAUCACCUUUUAAUCCACGGGAGUGUCUCAAAUGUCCCUGUGAUGUAGCCGGUUCCCAUAGAGGUCAAGGCUACCGCUGUCAACCGCCAUGCAAUUGUAAGGCUAAUGUCGACCCAGACUCACUUUGCAAGGCUUGUCUGCCUAACCAUUUCAAUCUCGAUGAUAAUAAUCCAGAAGGUUGUCAAGAAUGCUUCUGUAUGGGUCUGACCAAAGACUGUCAGAGUGUCUCAGUCGCAACUUCAAGGCGAUUGGAGCAGGAGGGCAAAUUGGGUUUGGUUGAUACGCUAGAGGGAUGGAGUCUUGUAGUUCCUUCUUCGCCUCGUUCCUUGUCAGUACCUCCAACUAGCGCUGGUGCUUCAGCAGACAGUGUUGAAACAACGCGGAUGCUUCGUGUGUCUGCCGAAGAUGCUGAAUUCGCCCUAGGUCCACCAGCUGCAGUCCCGGGGAAGUCAAUUUACUGGAGUGCUCCUGUGGAAUAUCUUGGAAAACAGUUGACUGGAUAUAGAGGUUACCUGGAAGUUAUCACACGUUUCACCUCACUAGUUAUUCGCAAAACUACUGCAUAUGAUAAUUACACUGCUUCAAGAGUCUGGAUAACUGAGCCGGACGUCGUUAUUGAAGGCCAUGGAAUUCGCCUUGGUUACACACCCUCUCCAGAGAUGCGACAAACUCAUCGUGUACAACGUAUUCAACUACACGAAUCCAAUUUCCGGGUACUGGUUGAAGCCGGCAAUGGUGGUUUAGAUCGAAUUCCCAUCCACCAAACCCAGGUUACCCGGAGCGGAAGACAGCAAAUGUAUCCAGACCCAGCAUACAGACAAGAAAGCCCAAACAGAUUGGAUUACACAAAAGUUGGCCGACCAGCAACUGUGGUAGAUAUAAUGACAGUACUUUCGAAUUUGACGAGACUCUACAUUAAAGCAAAGUACACUGAUGAUCAGACAUUUACCGAACUCCGACGGUUAGCAAUGGAACGAGCAGAGCGGAAGAACGUUACACUAGGAGGACUUCCAGAAGGUAUUCGUGGAAUUGAAGAGUGUCGGUGCCCCCCUGGACAUCGUGGUACCUCUUGUGAAGAAUGUGAACUCGGUUACUGGAGGGAUCCCUCGGUCGGCCCUGCUGGUGUAGACCAAACCGGUGCAAUCGCUGCGUUUUUGGGAUUAGUGAACCCUAUCUUCAGGCGUGCUUGUGUUCCAUGCGAUUGCAAUGGACGCGCUGAUACUUGUGACCCAAAUACUGGACACUGUUUGAACUGCAAAUACAACACCUUCGGUCCAAAGUGUGAACAAUGUGCUCCAGGAUUCCACGUUGAUCCUACCAAGUUUGGAUCGGACAUCUGUCAACCUUGUGAAUGUCCAUCAGUUCUGAAUCAGAAGACAAAUUCCUGUGUUGCCCUGUCUCCUGGAGAUUUGGGAACUUUUGGUAUCUCUGCUGAAAAACCAUACGCAUGUCUGGACUGCGAGGACAAUACCCGAGGCCAGUUCUGUGAAUCCUGUGUCGAAAUGUACUACGGAAACCCAUUGCUUGGUCAACCUUGCCGACACUGUGAUUGCGGUCCCAUGGCAACUGGCUGUGACAGUAUCACAGGAGAAUGCCAAUGUGGUCAUUACACAACUGGACCUCGGUGCACUGAGUGUGCAUUCGGUAGUCAUGGUGACCCAAGCAAAGGGGAACCCUGUACCCCUUGUGGUUGCCAUCCAUUGGGAAGUCAAAGCAUUGAAUGUGACAAGGACACUGGUCUUUGUCUCUGUCGUCUAUUCUAUGAAGGUCGCCAUUGCGAUCGAUGCGUUGCUGGUCGUGGAAAUGUGGACGCUGGAUGUCCACUAUGCAACUGUGACCCCCUGGGCUCAGUACCUCAACAGUAUGCAUCGUGUGACCCAGUUACUGGACAGUGCACUUGUAAACCCGGUGUUGGCGGUACUCUUGAAUGUGAUAGAUGUGCUGAUGGAUACUACAACCUUGGGAGUAACGGAUGUCAAAAAUGUGACUGUUCAAAUCGGGCACUCUCGACUGCUUGCCAUCCAACUUCUGGUCAGUGCGAAUGCGGAAACAAUGUGGUUGGGCAAAAAUGCGAUCGCUGCUUGAUGGGCCACUAUUGGAAUGGAAGUGAACCAAAUUGUCGCCCUUGUGACUGUGGUCCGGGUGCAAUAGCCAAUAAGGAAUGUGACUUGUAUUCUGGCCAAUGCCGUUGCGCCCCGUAUGUGACUGGUCGACGCUGUGACCAAUGCCAAACAGGCUUUUGGGGACCAUCACCUAGUGGUUGUCAACGUUGCCCUCAAUGUCCAAAUGGUCGGGUCUGCGAUCAGUUGACCGGAAAAUGCAUUUGUCCGCCAAAUACAAUAGGAGACCGAUGUGAAGCAUGCAGUCCCCAUUCAUAUGACUACAACCCAGCUCUUGGAUGCAAAGAUUGCAACUGUUCCGCUAUUGGUUCGGAUGACUCUACUGGAGAUUGUGAUCUUAUAACUGGCCAAUGUGCUUGUAAGAGCGGUUUCGCCGGUCGUGCCUGUGACGAAUGUGCUCCUGGUUACUAUGGCUAUCCUGACUGUAAGCCCUGUAUGUGCAGUCUGGAAGGGACCCUUCGUAAUUCUAGCAAUGGAGAUCAAAUCACCUGUGAUCCAAUUACUGGUGCCUGUCUCUGCAAGGCUAAUGUUGAGGGAGAGAAGUGUGACAAGUGCAUAGCCGGAUCAUUCGGGAUUAGUGCUGAUUAUCCAUUGGGUUGUUACGCUUGUUUCUGUUUCCCAACAUCUCAAUCAGCUCAAUGCGAACAACUCAAAGGCUUCCGAUCGGUUCCAGAAGCUCCACGCCGUCUUCAGCUGGUGGACACUGACAAUCAAUACUUGCCGGGUGGUCCAAACGUUGACCUUCGCUUGACCUCAGAGGUCAGUCAGGGAUCAAGUGAGCUGCCUGAUUUGACGGUUGGACAAAAUCAGUUCAAAUGGAGAUUCUCAAAGAGUAUGCCUACAUAUCUUAUUUUACCUGAUACCCGUAGCUAUGGAUCUAUCUUUGUGGAAAUUCAUGCAGACUGCUUGCCAACGGGUAACUGUGGUCAAGAAUAUCCAUCCACCGUUUUGCAGAAUCGUGGAAGGCCUACCACAGAUCGAACAGUACUAGAAGAUCCUCAGAAGAUAUUUGCUCGAAUGACGGCCCUUAAUGGACAAUUGGAGUUUGAAUACCAGCCAGAGGAUCUCCCAGCUCAGACCGCCGUGCCUGGUGGUGACCUGGGUGCGCAGUACAACACCAUUUGGAUGAGGGAGGCGGAUUGGGUCCUUACUCGCAUUCAUUCUCAACAUCUUCGAGUUAGACCUAGCCGUGCAGCACUUAUGCUGGCUCUAACCAAUAUAACUACGUUCUCUGUACGAUUGACAACUUCGGGUAUACCCCUCAAGGCUAUUAGUGUGAACUAUCGAACAAGAACUGCCAAGAGCGAAACGCUAACCCAACUUGGUACCCCAAUCACCACCAUAGAAAAAUGUAUUUGCAAUAACACAGCAUCAAAGGGUGAUCACUGUGAGUUGGCUGACGAACUUAACUACUUCCCACCAAUCACCAUUAAACCUGGACCGGAUGGAACUUACUUUGAUGAUCUUGUUGAUAUUACGAAACCAUCAGAGAAUGGUACAAUUGCUGCAGGAGGAAAGCCAAGCUUUAAAAUUGAAGGCGGAAGUGUCUUAAAAUGUGAAUGCAAUGGAAUGUCGAGUGAAUGUGAUUCAGAAACUGGUUUCUGCUUAAACUGUGAAGGAAACACAGCUGGCGCACAUUGUGAAAUCUGCACGGAGGGUUACAUGGGUGAUCCAACCAAGGGCAUCCCCUGUGAAAAGUGUCCUUGUCCUAGUGAGAAUGCCAAUUUUGCAAAAACCUGCCGCAUAAUUGGACAGACUGGCUCAUACGUAUGUGAGUGCCUUCCAGGAUAUGCUGGCCAGUUAUGUGAUAGAUGCGCUACCGGCUACUAUGGAGAUCCUUUGAAUUUGAUCCCUUGUAAGAAAUGCGAAUGUAAUCCGGCCGGAUCACAGCAUCAGAAUUGCAACAUGAAGACAGGUCAAUGCGUCUGUUUGCGCGGAAUAACUGGAAGACAGUGUGAUGAAUGUUCACCCGGACAUGUGGUCGAUGGGGGCCGAUGUAUUGACUGUCGUGGUGAAUGUACUGGUGAACUCUUGGAACGAGCAGCUGAGGUGAGUGAUGAAAUCGACAGAAUCGAUCUAACAGAGCUAGCCAAUCAGGGUUUGGCUGAUCUACAAAACCGAACAGACAAGCUCCUUGAUCGUUACGAAUCAGCUGGUAAAACUCUAAACGCUGAACGAGAUCUUAUCGAACGGGCUUCUAAGAUCACUUCUGACUUGGCACGGAUCUCACUCAGCGUAGUGACAACUCUUCCAUCAACUGUCAAAGAUAUCAAUGAAGCUUCGUGCUUAGCUGCCAAUGCUACCAACCAAUUUUCGAGGGAUAUCGUGAGUCUUGAACGCAAGUUCAACGAUUGGAUCCAGUCAAUGAGAAAUCUCAAACCUGGACAAGUGGAUGAGGCUCUCAUACAAUAUUGGCAUCAAACGGCACGUCUGAUUCGUCAAGAAAUUGCUAGAAUUGACCUUGCACCAACAAAUGAAUGGGCUAAUAAGAUGCUUGAAGAUGUCAAGAGAUCAGAGGAACAGUUAGCUAUGAUAAUCAAGCGUGCCUCUAGUGCUGACUUUGGAUCAAAGAUCGAUCGAUUGAUCUACUAUCAGAAACUACAGGAUUCGCACCUGACCUCUCAAUUAGAACAGCUUUACUUAAUGGGCAAUCAGACGCAACGUGGACUGGAUGAAAUCUUGAGCAUUCAUGACAUGAUCGAUACCACUAGCGGUGGGGCUCUGGAUAAUCUCAGAAUUAAUCAAAGCCGCUUUGAAGAGGAACUGAAUUCGCUUAAGAGUAAUGCUUCUGAUUACCAAGAACCAACCAUGACUGAAAUCAAUCGACUAUCAGAUAUCUUGGAGAACACCCAGAAAUUCGCUGAGAUAUCAGAAACGGUACCACCUGAUGUAAUUAGCAAGGCUCAUUCCCUUAAAACGACAAAAGAUAGAAUUCUAGCUGCUUUGGACCGUCCAGGUGUUGAUCAAACUCUCGGAGUGCGUGAAACGUACAAGAAAAUUGCUGACACUAUUUUGGAAGCUCGAAACAUCACAGAUGAAUCCAUGAAAGCUAUUGAAGCUAGUGGUGGCGAAGGUGUUUCCACUAAUUCGAUUGAAGCUUCCCUUGCUGAUAUCACGAAACGUCAUGAUCAAACUACGGAUCGUGUACAACGUUUGAGCGACCGAUUGAAUGAUGAGAAACUUAUCGUUGCAGCAAAUGCCGAUCGAAUUGCGGCACUCAAGAAAUCAUUUGGGGACAUCAAUGCUGUUCUCCAGCGCACUCUUGAGGCCUCGAAGCUUACCACUGAUCGAGUUAACAAGCAACUUCUUCCACUUGUCACUUUGACCCGACCUCAACUAGACGCUCUUGCUGUUGAAAUAGAAGAUGCUAGAAAACGUUUUGACGCCAUCGACAAGGAGGUGAAAGUGAUUGAAAAGCAAUUUAACGAAAUGGAAGGAACCGCAAAUAUGGCAGUUGAUCAGGCUAAUUCAACACAGAAGAGACUACUGGAUGCCAUUUUAGCUACAGAAGAACGUGUUGAGACAGUAGAUCGAAAGAUGGCUGAUGCACGUCGAAUGGCUUCUAUAGCUAGAUCACUCCUUGAUCUAAUCUACGGUAGCCUGGGUAAAGAUCCAAUUCCUCUGAGGCUGAAUGGAGGUGGUGACUGUAUCUAUACUCUGAUACCCUACCAUGCAACCAAGAGUCGUGUCUUUGACAUGGAGUUCUGGUUUGCUCCAGCUCUUCAGCGUAUCUCUGGUAGCACUGGAUCAGCAACUGGUAUUCGAACGAAUUCUGUUCUCUUGGUUGGAAGACGUGCUUUUCCGGCUAGAACAAGCAUGUUCGCAAUCACCUUGGAAUCGAAUGGAAAUCUUAGAUUCUCUUGGUCGCAACCUGAAGUAGUUGGUGGGGAGUUGGGUGUUGAAAUUGGACCUUUGAAUGGUUCCAACACCAAUAGAGUUCGUGUGACUGCUAUUUCUGGUCGGGUAGACCUUUACCUUCAAGAGAUCCCCAAAGAUCGUGAAAACCUCGAGGGUCUUCCAAUCCACCAUGUCAACUACACAGACGAAAGCGAAGGAGAAUCUUUAACAACUGGUCUUCUCCUGGACAAUCAACUAGAGCUGCGUGUUGGUGGAGCUUUCCACAGCGUGAAUUCUGGUGGUUCGAAUUCGCCUCCAAUGGAGACUUGGGGUGAAGGUGGUGCAGAAGAAAUGUGGAAUCGAUUGGUCAAGAUGGAACACGCGAAAGGUUGUCUGUAUGAGCUUAAGAUCUCUGGACAUCGCUUAGGUUUCCCAGACUUCGCCAAGGCUGAUUCAGCUUGUCUACAACAGACCGAAGACUUUUGCAAAAUUCACACUAACUUCCGUCCAUUUGUUCGUGGUGGCUACACAUGGGACAAAUCUGCACCCCUUGAUAAGGGUCUUGAGAUAACCCCAUCGAGGAAACGACCUCAACUAUCUCCAGCGGAUUCAAGUGGUUCCGCACAUGGAGUCUCUCUUGAGUACAUGCAACUUUUCGAUUUCGGAGCCGCUGAUUCAUAUGCUCGCAUCACAAGCUAUGAUCACCUCUCACCCUGUGACAGAAAUCGCAAUAUUCACCUUCAAAAACUUGCUCCUCAAAAGGCUAACAGUAUGGUUCUGACGUUCUACAACUAUCGUGAGGAUUAUGGUAUUACGAUCGAGAGCACGGGUGUCGAAUUGAUUUGGAGUCGUUGGCAAGGUAAUCUAAAGGGUGGAAUGGGUCAAAGAGCUCGUGGUAUCAGGACGAAUCCUGUGACACAAAUUGCACCUAACUUCUGGACCCUGGAAGAACCGAUGGCCCAAGAUUGUGCUCUAGCGAAGGAGGAUGACUAUGUCUUCUUCGUUGGUGGAAUUCCUCCGGGACAUUUUGAAUUGAGAAAAGCUAUGAAGGACUACGGAUUAUCAACAAACGGAUUUAGAGGACGUAUCGGUUUAAGUACAUUGGGAGACAAUCUUCCUGGUUCAAUUUUGAUUGAUUCCUACACCAAAACACCCAUCCGUAAUUAUGGUGACACAAGAUUCGCUGACAUUCGGCAAACGGAGGAAGCUUAUGUUGUGGCAAACACUGCACCAACCAAUCAAUACUGCCUCACACUCAUGCCUCUAGCCAACCCCUCUAGCUUUGAACUCAAACCCACCAAGUUCUCAGUCCCGUGGUUACCUGAAAUCAGUAUGACCGUUCGCUUCAGACCAGUUGGAAAUGAUGAAAUCAAUCUACUCCGAAUGCAAGUCUCAGAGCAGAAUAACCUUUGGUUCCGAGUCUGGUUGACACCUGACCUGAGGGUUGGAAUUGCUAUUCCAAGCGAUCCAUCGAAGUUUAUCACCCGCGAAAUUUUCGGAGCACCAGUUAUCAGAGAUCCGGCAAACAACUUGGCUGCUUUGAAGGCACGUGAGGCCCAGGUCUUCGAUCAACCUCUUUUCACAGAAUCAGUUCUCACCAUUAAAUUCUCUGGCCAAGACAACACCAUACUAACAGUUUUAUUCGACCAACGUCCAGUACAAACAUGGACACUAAGUCAAAAAAUUCCAAAAUCUGAUGUCCUACAGGUCUAUGUCGGUCCUGAAUUGAAUACUCUUUCGUAUAGCGAGUUCUCAAUUAGCAAUCUGGUCAUUGGAAGAAAUCGGGUGGACUUCGCGGCUGAAAUGGUUGAUUCUUUGCGUGACAAGCCAUUCUACAGAUUUGGUGAAUGCGGUAGCCAACUUCGACCCAGAUUUGUGGCUCUUCCAGUUGAAAGUUCUCCAUCAGCCUCAUCUGAAUUCGUCUAUCAAGGUCUCGAUCUUCCGCAACCACCGUCUGGACGUCGUGUUCGGUCCAUAUUCGAAGAUUGUGGUGAUGUUAAUCCUCAAGUCUGUGAAGCUAUUAGUGAGAAUGUUACAAAAGAAUGGCCCAGCAUUAUUCACUCCCUCCUGUCACCAAAACCAUCUCGACGAGUUCGAGUUCGUAGCAUGCAAUUCACUGGUAAUGGACAGAGUUCAAAGAAUUGCCGGGACUCUCAGAGUCCAUCUGCUUGGUUCAACGGUGAGGCCAAUUGGGAACUUCAAAAUAUUCGCACUAUUCUCAAUGGGAAACUUGAUUUCCGCGUUUCUAUUGGUUUCCGUGUGCGUUCUGUUGGCGUUUCAAAGGACACCGUUGGCUUAUUGGCUACCUUCAACUUCGGGUUCAAGGCUGGAGAACUUUUUAUCGUUCUCAGCGAGCGCAAGGUACACCUGGUAAUUGAAAGUGGGGCCGAUGGGAACACUGACUUCUAUUGGUCCUCACCACCACUUGAUCUUCGAAGCAACGCUUGGCAUCGACUUGAGCUUCUUCCUGUCAGCAUGCAAACUAGCGAUUCUCAAAAUGGCGUUCAAAUCACUAAGAUGAGGUUCAUCUUCGAUUACUAUGAUAUUGUCAUAGAAGAGCCACUCACAUGGAGAGUACCAUCGAAUGCCUUCAUUGGUGGAUACCCUGGCUCUCGCACAAUUCGCAUGGGCUCAAAAACUAUGAAGUUAGGAAAUCUAUUUGGUUGUAUUGAUGAGCUAACGUUAGGAGGACAGGAGUUCGAACUUUCAAAAUCUGGACUGCCAGUAUGUCCGGAUUGCUUCGAUUUGGACACCAGUGCUGUUCACGUUCUGCCAAAGAUUCAGGAUAUUAUUCAACCCACUCGAGGCCUUGUGUUGCCACUCAAUCUUAAUGUUGAUUCAAAGACACUUGAGAGCAUGAAUACCCUGGAAUUCUCAUUUGAAGUUCUUUACGACGCUCAAAAAAUUGGAGUCGAAAGUCUUUUCGUCUUGGUGUUUGAAAACUUGGAUGAACCGGAUAAUCCCGUCCGCCUUUGGGUGUACCUUGACCGUUACAUGUUAUACGUUUCUGAUGGCACCAUUGACGAGAAGGUCAGUUUCGCUGUAAGCUCCACUGAACCGAUCGCCUGGCACUAUGCAUCCAUCAAGGUCGAAUUGCAGGGAUUCGCUGCGAUUAUUGACAUCAGCACACAGGGCGAGUCUUCACAAACAGCAAUCAUAAAGUCUGUUGGUCCACUAAGAGAUAUCUUUUACGGAUCCGACAAAGAAUUCACUCCAGAAAUGCAAUCAGAGAGUCACGGAGGCAUUCCCAUCCCACCAUUCAUGGGAUGCCUACGGAAUCUCAAGUUGUCUGUUAGCGAGAGUACAGUCGUCAAAGUUGAAUUCCCUGAGGGUACUCAACAUCUAGUACAUGGUGUUUGUCCUCUUUAA
This is a messenger RNA of Rodentolepis nana, 10839 nucleotides long. NCBI's taxonomy places the organism in Eukaryota, Metazoa, Platyhelminthes, Cestoda, Cyclophyllidea, Hymenolepididae. The record is from the annotation of a GenBank genome assembly.